Phytophthora infestans T30-4 is the source of this 722-nucleotide messenger RNA. Its product is annotated as glutaredoxin, putative. NCBI's taxonomy places the organism in Eukaryota, Oomycota, Peronosporomycetes, Peronosporales, Peronosporaceae. The record is from RefSeq and is a predicted model, not a curated record. Gene Ontology annotation, cellular component: cytosol. The transcript has a single exon. The coding region runs from base 22 to 705 and encodes 227 amino acids.
UUCAAGAUCCUCUCUCUUGCUAUGUCGACCCCCGCCGUGUCCUCGCAGCCUCAGCUGUACAUCUACGACCACUGCCCAUUCUGCUGCCGUGCACGCGUGGCUCUCGGUCUGAAGAAGGUCAAGUACGACGUUCUGUUCCUGGCCAGCCACGACGAGGCCACGCCCGUCGGUCUUGUGGGAUCCAAACAGGCUCCGAUCUUCGUGCCCGUGGGUGAGAAGCCCUUCCCAGAGAGCUGGGACAUCGUUAAGUACGUGGACGAGCACUACGGCGACGGUGCUAUCCUUAAACCGACCUCAGGUCGCGAGGAUCUGGCCAAGUGGUUCGACACCGUCAUGCCACUCCUCACAGUGCUCUUGCUGCCGCGCUUCCACGCUGCUCCUUUGCCUGAGUUCACGCUUAAGGAGUCGCGCGACUACUUUAAGAACAAGAAGGAGAAGAGCUUCGGAUCCUUCAGCGAGAACCUCGCUAAGUCCCCGGAAAGCGUCAAGCAGGUCAACCAGUUGCUUAAGGAGCUCGAGCCAAUGCUGCAUUCGAGCCACUCGGUCAACGCCGAGCUGAGUUACGACGACUUGGAUCUGUUCGGUCGUCUGCGCGGUCUCACGCUUGUCAAGGGCACCGAGUGGCCCACUAAGGUGCGCGAAUUCCUUGAGUAUUUCUCCGAGACUGGCGACGUGCCGCUCUUCGACAACGUGGUCAAGGUCUAAAAAGCAAAAAGAGCGAC